GAACUAGCACGGAAAUAUUCCCCCCGGGGGGGAUAUAUGUCUGAUAUGGCCCGCAUGCUAGUUGAACCACCUUUUGGAUUCCACCUUCCUCGAACUCUGCGCGGGGUAGCUUUUAUAGCUUUGAGCAAAGAUAGCACUAAGCUCCAGGAUGGUAGUCUCAGAUACAUCAGAGUCGAAAUGCGACGUUCUCGUUGUCGGAGCCGGGCCUGCGGGCCUAAUGAUGGCAGCGUGGAUGGCUAGAUGCGGUAUCAGCGCUCGAGUCGUCGACAAACGCGGCACGAAGAUCUACGCGGGUCAAGCAGAUGGCCUACAAAUACGUAGUCUGGAGAUUUUCGAUAGCUUUGGGUUCGCUGAUCGGGCGUGGAAAGAGGCGAAUCAUAUGAUAGAGAUGUGCAUGUGGAACCCGGGCGACGAUGGCACAAUUCGACGGUCAGACCGCGUCCCCGAUGUACCGAUUGGCCUCUCUCGCUUCCAACAAAUCGUCCUGCACCAAGGCCGUAUAGAACGCUUCUUUCUUGACCACAUUAAGAAGCACUCUAAGGACACGCUCCACGUUGAACGUGCUGUACUCCCCGAAACGUUCCACAUUGCCGAAGAUAAGUUAGACGACCAUUCUCCAGACAAUUAUCCGAUUACAGUUCAGCUGAGGCAUUUGACGGAAGAGGAAGCUGCACCUGCUCAGAGUACUGGGUCAACAGUCAGUGAUGGGCUGUUUAGGAGCAAUCUGGCCGAGGAUGAUACCAACGAGCUUAUUGCGAGGAGCAGAGAAAAGGCCGGCAGCACCGAGACAGUGAGGGCGAAAUACAUGGUAGGAUGUGAUGGAGCGCAUAGCUGGACCCGGAAUCAGCUGGGCUUUCAGCUCGAGGGUGAGCCUACAGACUUUAUCUGGGGUGUGCUCGAUGUGAUACCCAUCACCGACUUCCCUGAUAUUCGGAUGCGCUGCGCUGUUCACAGUGCGUCAUCUGGAUCGCUCAUGGUCAUCCCUCGCGAGAACAAGCUUGUACGGCUCUACAUCCAGCUCACCGAGAUCAAGCCAGACGCAAGUGGGCGCGCCGAUCGAUCGAAGAUAAAUCCUGACACCAUCAUCAAAGCCGCGCAGAAGAUCAUUGCACCGUAUACUUUGACAUACGAGUACUGCGACUGGUGGACAGCAUACCAAAUCGGUCAAAGAGUCGGCACGAAUUUUGAUUAUAGAACAAGGGUGUUCUUGGCUGGUGAUGCUGUACAUACGCACUCGCCAAAGGCCGGGCAGGGUAUGAACGUGAGCAUGCAAGAUUCAUUCAAUCUGGGCUGGAAACUUGGGUUGGUUGUAAAAGGAAUCGCCCAACCUUCGAUACUGAAGACGUACCAGUCGGAGAGGCGAAGAAUUGCGCAGGACCUUAUUGAUUUUGACCACAAAUUCUCCCGACUGUUCUCUGGCCGUCCAGCGAAAGAUGUCAUGGAUGAGGAAGGCGUGAAUAUGGAAGACUUCAAGCAAGCGUUCCUCAAAGGCAAUCUGUUCGCGUCAGGUCUCUCGGUCGAGUACGGGACGAGCAUGUUAGUCGCGAAACCAGGAAAUGCGGUGGAUCAGGGCGAUGGAACUGACGUGUCCUCCAACCUGGCUAACAAGGUCAUCGGACGGCAAGAGCUGGCUUCUGACAUCAAGCUGGGCAUGCGUUUCCCCAGUUACAAGGUGCUGAACCAGGCUGAUGCCCGACCGUGGGAGUUUCAACAGCGGCUGAGAAGCGAUGGACGGUUCCGAAUCAUCGUGUUUGCGGGCAAUAUUGUCAAUUCGCUGCAGAGUGCCCGCCUGCAAGCCUUCUGUCAGCAUUUGGCGGCGUCGUCUCUCUUGGCUCCCCAUUUGUACCAGCACAUCGAUGUUCUCACGCUCCACUCGUCCAGGCGCACCGAUGUCGAGCUGCUACGGGAUUUACCUGAUGUACUGCAUCCGUUCGACGCAAAGACAGGAUGGGAUUACGAGUCGGUGUACGUGGACGAUGUGAGUUAUCACGAGGGAUAUGGGGAUGCGUACAAGGGGUAUGGGGUCAACAGAGAGACGGGAUGUGUAGUAGUUACACGGCCAGAUCAUCGGGGGCGUAAUUUAGUUACUUUAGUAAGAGCGGCUAAUAAUAAACAAUUAUCUGGGCUCUUCGUCGUCGUAACACAAUGCAAGCGAACCCGGGGCCGCCCCAUGGGUUUCCCUGGUUGGCCCUCUGUGGUUGCUACGACAACGCCCGAGAACGACACAAGGGCCGGGCGUCCCGCGCCCCAUGAUGGUCUGGAGAACAGCAAUUGCACCCGUGUUUACCAGGACAUUCAUAUCGCGUUUUCGCGUCUCCAUCGUUAUUCCAGUAGGACAAGAAGAUUACUCAAACGCCACGGACGCGAAUUAUCCUCCUUCACGCGACACAAACAAACAAAUACAGGCCCACUUGUCGCAAUGGACCCGUCCACAACACCGGGCGGCGGGCAUCAUCGACGGCCACCUGCAUAUGAUGACGAGGAUGGCCUCUCACCACACAUGCAAGGAGGCUCAACAAUGCGCUUGUUGACAAACGUGGACGAGAGCCAGAGCUACAUGCCAAGACGCUCGCUCGAGUCGCCUUCUUUCAUGUCGAGCGCAAGAAGCAAUACCGCAGCGCUAGGCGAGCGCAUGACGCCGUCUGAGGUUGGCCAGCAGAAGGCGGCCGAGGCGGGCAUUGUUGACUUCCUGCGCGAAGCGGGGGAUGCGCUCAAGUCGAGCUCCUCCAACGCUGCGCCUGCGCCUACGUCGCAUUUGCAUUCGCAUUCUCAUUCUCACUCGCACAUGCCGCGACGGAAGACGAUCAAGUCAAUGUUGGUGGACCGCAUGUCUCCUACAAAGUCGAAUAUGACGCGCGAUCCAGGCUUACCGUUGCAACCCAUUCACAGACCCCCAUCGCCAGUGUCACGAACAUACCACCGUCGCGCAGCCUCGUCAGUAUCGGGGCUGUCGCGCACCCCGUCAGUGCUCGAUACUGCGCCCAACAUGCCCCCGCCGGGGGACGACUCGCCUUCCUACAUACCCUACCGUCGACCCAUCUCGCCGGAUCGUCCAGCUCCAGGGCGGCCCUACUCGCCUACACGCACAUCAGUCGACUACUCGCGACCGCCCGCGUCCGUCAAUUCAUACGAACCUGUAGAUAUAAACGGCAGUCCGCGGCCAGGCAGUCCUAAGCGGGUCUUGCCUCCUGCGCCAUUGUUUGCUGGCGGCGCCCGACCAGUCUCUCGCGACUCAGAGCUAACUAUGGAUAUGACGGACAUGACAUCGAUCCCUAUAGACCCCGACGAUCCCUUCACCGAGCACAUGGAUGACGACCGCCCUGACCUGCAGUCGCGCAACUCGUACAUGACCGACGACACCUACACAGACGUAGACGAUGCUACAAUCGACGAAAAGGCAGAGCACUAUGGGCCGGCUCCCGAUGGUGCACAGGCACGGCGUGGAGUCCGCGAUGCAGUCAUGACAAAGAAGGAGGUCCGUCUGAUCAACGGUGAACUCAUCCUGGAAUGCAAGAUCCCGACCAUCCUAUACAGUUUCCUUCCGCGACGCGAUGAUAUCGAGUUCACUCACAUGCGCUACACAGCCGUAACUUGCGAUCCGGACGACUUCGUUGAUCGAGGUUACCAACUGCGUCAAAAUAUUGGCACUGAACGCGAGACAGAGCUCUUCAUCUGUAUCACCAUGUACAACGAGAACGAGCUCGACUUUACGCGGACCAUGCACGGUGUUAUGCAGAACAUCAGCCACUUUUGUUCCCGAAUGAAGUCACGUACCUGGGGCAAGGACGGAUGGCAAAAGAUUGUUGUGUGCAUCAUCGCUGAUGGCCGUGGAAAAGUCCAUCCUCGAACGCUAGAUGCGAUCGCCGCCAUGGGAUGCUUCCAGGAGGGCAUUGCGAAGAAUCACGUCAAUCAGCGAGAGGUCACAGCCCACGUUUACGAGUACACGACACAGGUCUCUCUCGAUUCCGACCUCAAAUUCAAAGGUGCAGAGAAGGGCAUUGUACCUUGUCAAAUGAUCUUCUGCCUAAAGGAGCGAAAUUCGAAGAAGCUCAACUCACAUCGUUGGUUCUUCAAUGCCUUUGGCAGAGCGCUGAACCCCAACAUCUGCAUUCUUCUGGACGUCGGAACCAAGCCAGGGCCCAAAGCACUCUAUCAUCUCUGGAAAGCAUUCGAUACGGAUUCAUCAGUUGCCGGAGCGGCAGGAGAAAUCAAGGCCGGAAAAGGCAAGGCCUGGCUCGGUCUGCUCAAUCCACUGGUCGCGUCGCAGAACUUCGAGUACAAGAUGUCCAACAUCCUUGACAAGCCGUUGGAAUCUGUCUUUGGCUACAUUACUGUGUUGCCAGGCGCUCUUUCAGCGUAUCGAUACCAUGCGCUGCAAAACGAUCACACAGGCCACGGUCCUUUGAGCCAGUACUUCAAAGGAGAAACAUUGCAUGGUCAAGAUGCCGAUGUCUUUACUGCGAAUAUGUACUUGGCCGAGGAUCGUAUCUUGUGUUGGGAGCUUGUAGCGAAGCGCAGCGAACAAUGGGUGCUGAAGUAUGUCAAAGCUGCGACUGGUGAGACAGAUGUGCCAGACACCGUUCCUGAAUUCAUCUCACAGCGUCGACGCUGGCUCAACGGAGCUUUCUUUGCUGCCGUAUACUCGCUCUUGCACUUCAAACAGGUAUGGCAAACCGACCACACCAUCUGGCGCAAGAUUCUUCUCCAUAUCGAGUUCGUCUACCAGUUUGUGCAACUAUUGUUCACAUUUUUCUCGCUCGCCAACUUUUACCUCACAUUCUACUUCGUCGCCGGUUCACUCGCAGAUAAGCAACUCGAUCCCUUUGGCCACAACAUCGGAAAAUACAUCUUCUACAUUUUGAAGUACACUUGUACGCUACUCAUCUGCAUGCAAUUCAUCUUGUCGAUGGGAAACCGACCUCAGGGUGCGAAAAAGAUGUUCCUCUGGAGCAUGGUCAUGUAUGGUGUUAUCAUGGCGUACACGACAUUCGCGUCUGUCUACAUCGUCUUCCGCCAACUAAAAGACCCAGAGGAAGAAAAGAAGAUUGGGAACAACGUCUUCACUAACCUCAUCGUCUCGGCGUCAGCAACCAUGGGUCUCUACUUCCUAAUGUCUUUCAUGUAUCUGGAUCCUUGGCACAUGUUUACCUCUAGCGCGCAGUACUUUGCUCUCUUGCCAAGUUACAUCGCAACACUACAGGUCUACGCAUUCUGCAACACACACGACAUCACCUGGGGUACCAAGGGCGACAAUAUCGCCAAAACGGAUCUAGGAGACGCGAGAGGGAAAACCAAGAACGUGGUCGAACUCGAGAUGCCAAGCGAGCAACUGGACAUCGACUCUGGCUACGAUGAAGCGCUUCGUAAUCUGAGAGAUCGUGUCGACGUUCCCCCUCCACCGCUAUCCGAGACACAGGCACAGGAGGAUUAUUAUAGAGCAGUACGAACCUACAUGGUCAUUGUGUGGCUCGUCAGCAACGCCAUCCUCGCCAUGACCGUCAGCGAAGUCUACUCGGACCGCUCCAUCAAGAAAAACCACUACCUCAGCUUCCUUUUAUGGGCCGUCGCAGGCCUCGCCCUCUUCCGCGCCAUUGGCUCCACGACUUUCCUUGUCAUCAACAGCAUUCAUGCGGUCAUGGAGACGAAGCUCAAGUGGGAGGAUAAAAUGGAGGAUAAGAAGAAUAGCACAGGGUUGGGCGGGGGGCGGAGGAAGUUUGGUGGUAGAUUCGGUGGCCGAUGGGGUGGUGUAGGCGGUAGUUGGUUCAGUGGGAGUGCAAUUUCUAGUAAGCUGAGUAGUAUGACGCCUAGUAGUUGGAGUGGAAGUAGUAGAGGAUGAACCACCUGCGUUGAAAGAGGCUGGUGUGUCACGACUAUCAUGAUUUGGAUUUUUUGGCGUUUCGGGCGGGCUUUGGACAGAUGAUACCUACGCCGGG
Cucurbitaria berberidis CBS 394.84 is the source of this 5933-nucleotide messenger RNA. RefSeq names its product glycosyltransferase family 2 protein. NCBI's taxonomy places the organism in Eukaryota, Fungi, Ascomycota, Dothideomycetes, Pleosporales, Cucurbitariaceae. The record is from RefSeq and is a predicted model, not a curated record. The transcript is spliced from 8 exons. The coding region runs from base 149 to 5836 and encodes 1895 amino acids. Gene Ontology annotation, molecular function: chitin synthase activity; FAD binding. Gene Ontology annotation, cellular component: cell septum; cell periphery.